Molecule: messenger RNA, 1992 nt
Organism: Trypanosoma rangeli
Lineage: Eukaryota; Euglenozoa; Kinetoplastea; Trypanosomatida; Trypanosomatidae
Product: translation initiation factor 2D
Exons: 1
Coding region: 1-1992 (663 amino acids)
Biological process (GO): translational initiation; formation of translation preinitiation complex
Molecular function (GO): translation initiation factor activity
Source: RefSeq, a predicted model, not a curated record
AUGUUCCAUAAAAAGCACUUAAUAAAGGAGCAGGUAGUUUUGGGCAAGAAAGAGUCAAAACGGCUCAGAGAUGUUCCUGCUGCAGUCUUAGGAAAGGAGUACUUGGAUUCUCUGGAGUCCUUCUGGAAAAAGAGUGAUACUAUUACUCGCAUCACGUGGGAAUUUUCAACUGGGGGUCUGACUGCCUUUUAUGUAGUAAAUGGGAUUCCUUUGAUGUUCUCUGUUAUUUCUUUACCCGGUGAUUCACAUGGUAUGUUCCCAAGGAAAGAUGUAGCGGCGACACCUACAUUGUUUUUCUUUUUAUUGAUGAGAAAUUACUACAAAAAAGAGGUUAUGGAGAUGAUCUCUUUAUUUGGUGCAACAGUUUGGUGUAGAGGUGCAACAUCUCAGUACAUUCUUUCUGGGGCACAUCUUAUGAUGCCCGGUAUAGUGGGUAUUAAAGAAGAAAACAGUAAAACCUUCCAAAUGGGAGAAACUGUCUUCAUCUGUUCUAUAGGAACAUUGUGUCCCUAUGCUAUCGGUUUAUCUACAGAGAGACUUGCAAACCGUGCUACAAGUGGAAAAGGAGUGUACAUACUUCAUUGCUAUAAAGACCUUCUGUGGGAUUCUUAUUUUGUUGUGUUUAAUGCCUUUUGUGGCUCUCUUUAUCCGGUGCUUCCGUCAACAUUUCAAGCGAAUGAAGUUGUUGAACUUGCCACACCCAAAUUAAAUACUGUGAAUGCGGUUUUGGAAGAAAAAGAUGAUCAGGAAACAAUGGAGAAUGCGACUGAUGAAGUAGUAAGAGAUUGUGUCCCUUCCAAUCGGGACAUUUUAAUACAAACUACAUUGAAUAUACUUGAGUUGGAGGAUGGCAUUAUUGAUUUUGCGCUUUGCGAAACCAUACGAGCUCUGUCUCAGUCCAUGCUGCCCAUGCCACUCACGGAAUUCUCACCUUUACUGAUUUCAAAUUACCCAAGAAUUCCUGGGGCCAAAUUACAAAUUGAUUUUAAACGAACAACGUAUAAAAAGCUUCUUCCGUAUUUAUUGAUGAGACCUGACCUGGUUACCAUUUCUGAGGAAAAAAAAGGCAAUCAUUUUGUCAUUCGAAUAAACAAAUCGAGCGAGCUACUAAGGCAACAUCGACGAAAUUAUGCUGAAUUUUUGCAGACAAUUCAUGAGCCUGCAAAAGAAGAAGAAGCUCUUGAAGCUGAACAACAAGUGCUUCGAGAUGGUGCGAAAGGGGGGUUUAAGCGUCGUAUUGUAUCCAUUGAAACAUUAUAUUCCCCCAAAAAUGGAGGUGCUAUUGAAUUAAAGCGUAUGCUAUGUACAGGAUUGUACAUGGAUCAGCUAGAGCAGAGGUCUUUGGGAGAAACCCACUCUCAAUCUUCUUUGUUGGCAUAUAACGAGGAUAACAAUGAUUUUCUUGAUGAAUUAUAUUCUCGAAAACAUUUAUGUGAUAACCUUCGCAAGUAUGCUAAGACAAGAGGACUUUUGGACACCGAAGGUAAGUUGCAUGGUCCUCCAUUCGUUCAAUUAAAGGACAUUCUUUUGCCUCUUGCUAGCAAAUUGGAUGAACACAUGCGCAUUACUGAAGUUGAAGAACUAGUUUUUGAACGUCUGUUUUCACCUGUACAUCAAAUUGCUAUGGAAACGAUUCAGGUUAUUAAUGGUGCUGCCACUUCUGUAACACUUAUUACAAAGACUACGAAAAGGGGUAAAUUACCAAAGGUUUUGGUUUUUACAGAAAAACGACAAGGGAACAAAAUUGUGACAAUUGUGAGAGGGUUAGAUGCUUAUGGCUUUGAUUUGACGUCUUUGGCAGCUCAAUGGAAACACCAAUUUUCCACCUUCUGCACUGUAUAUGAUCCAUCCAAGGAGAUGACAAACGUUAAACAAGGAACCAGAAUUCCAUUAGAACUUCAGCUAGGUGGGGAUUGGGUAUCUAAACUAAAGGUUGUCUUGGGGGAUGAGUUUGGCCUUCCACAGCACACGUUGAACUUCUCUGGUAAGUGA